UCAACAGCUUUAACAAGAAUUUGAAUACAUUUGUAAUUUUUUUUUUGUUUGAAAAAAAUAAAUUUCAAUUAAGUCCCCUAUUUGUUCUUGAUUCUUUGCGUUCAAAUUUCCUCUUUUUUUUUCUCAUUGUUUAUUUUGUUAUUUUUUGUUUCAAUCAUAUUUGUUUGUAAAAAUUUUUUUGCCUUGCACUUUACACAAUUUUUAUACAAAAAUAAAAAAUCUCUGGCCGAUUGAAUUUUUUUUAUAUUCUUUAUAUCCUCAUCUCCUGUCUUCGAUAUAUAAUUUGGUUUAAUCAAAUAUUUUUUUGAUCAUAUAAAUAAAUGUGUUUGCCAAUGGAAUCAUCGAAAAAUAUUAAACGAUCGGAAGCAAUUUGGAUUUCAAAUAAAAAAUCCGUUGAUGAUAUGAAUAAUAAUAAUACUAAGAUGCCAAAAAAUUCAUAUGACAGCGGUUUUGGUGCAUUCUCCUAUGGUAGUAGCUUGAAUAGUAAUAGUAGCACAAUGUCACAUUCACCGUUUGAUUAUCGUCGACAAUCAUCAUAUCCUGAAGGUCAUUCGGAUAAUAAUGAUCAAUCAGUUCCAUAUGCCGGUAGACGACGUACGAUGACCGUUUCAAGUGACAUCUAUUCAUUUGGUGAAAAACCAUCAACGCCUAGCUAUCAACAAUCACCAUUUCGUCGUUCAAACAGUAUAUCAGGUGGUGCUGAACCGAAUUUCGGUGGCAUUAUUAAACGAUCUAUUGGACAAUUAUUCAAUGCAGCGACUGUGAACACAUCAUUGGCAACAGCUACCAUACAGAAAAGUGUACCGAAAGUAAAAUGUGUUCCAUCAAUACAAACAGCACGUAGAAAUAGUCAUGAUCGUAAUGAACAAAUUACUGAUCAUAUGGUAUCCUAUCUAUGCGAAAGUGCCAUUCGUUAAAUAUUUAGGCACAAGGUUAUCGCUACAGAACGGACAUCGCGAACGAAAUGCUUAGAGAUAAUGAUCAAGACCAAAACCACUUAUUCAUUUGCGUUGUUUAUGAC
Dermatophagoides pteronyssinus (European house dust mite) is the source of this 1021-nucleotide messenger RNA. RefSeq lists its product as uncharacterized. Lineage: Eukaryota; Metazoa; Arthropoda; Arachnida; Sarcoptiformes; Pyroglyphidae. The record is from RefSeq and is a predicted model, not a curated record.